AUGUCGCCCCCGCGCCGCCGUUCAGCGCGUCUCGCCUCUGGCACCACGCCCAAGAGAGGCAGAGCCUCCCCCUCACCCCAAUUGACAUCCCUGACCGAGCGCGACGAAUCUUCCGAGGAGCAGACCACCCAAAGCAUCGACGCCAUGAUGUCUUCACCUAGGCCCAUUCCUCGAACCCCCAUGGGCCCGACAUCAGUCAAGCUUCCCAUGUCCGAGAUGCAUCCCAGCAAGGUUCACCCUACCACAGCCGCGCCUUCAUCUGGCCUCAAGCUUGGCUUCACCGAUAUCGAGAAAUCCAAACAUCAAGCGCCUGGCAUGAACCAGACCACCCCCUCCAAGACCCCAUUGCCCAAAUCUGAAUUCACCUUCCGUCAUGCUGGACCCAAUAUCGAUGACACACUGGGACCCGAGGCUCGGAGAAUGAUGGACGAGCUUCGUGAGGAAGCCGCUAGAAUCAAGGCUGAAUUGCGCACGCAGGAGCAAUCCAAACAGCGAGAGUCUAGCGACGGGCGGAAGAUCGCGCCGGCCAAGGGUAGGGCUGGUCGCUUCAGCGCUGUUCACAUGGCGGAAUUCAAGAAGAUGGACUCUAUUCAGGGACAUCCUUCGGCAUUCCGUGCCGUUCCCGGUCGGAUCACCCCCAUGAAAGCUGGUAUUAAGCGAAGCCAGUCCAAGGCUGACCUCGACGAACGUGAUUCAUCACGAUCAAUGGCAGCUCCCCCUCGUCCGGCGCUGAAAAUGCCCAAGCAGCACCACGAGGAGCCAGAGCCUUCCUCGAAACGUGUGAGACAGCGACUGGAAGACGAUGCGUCCACCCUCCGACCCAUCUCGAGAGAUGGAACCUCUAUCCCACGACCCAAAAGCAGUGGCAACGACUCUAUCCGCAGCGGCUUUCCUCGAUCCCAGACCCACGGUAAUCUUAUGACGCCUACCAAGUCUUCCCUCGCUAAGUCGACGGCUUCCCAAACUCCUACCGUAACCCUGGUCAAGUCACCUAGCAAACCCGAGCUCGGGAGACUCGCAAGAUCCCCGAGCAAGCCCGAGCUUGGUGGUCUGACUAGGUCUCCCAGCAAACCCGAGCUCGGUGGUCUGGCUAGAUCUCCCAGCAAACCGGAUCUCGCGAGCUUGGUUCGAACUCCGAGCAAGAAAGGGUUCGGUGGUAGUCUGAAGAAAUCAGCUACCACCAGCAACCUCCCCACGCCUGCUGAUAUGCCCACCCGGGUCCAAACACCCGGUCGAUUUGAUAGAGUCAAGUCGAUCUUGAAGCGACAGCUGAGCGCAAAAUCCAAGUCCGGCAUUCCACAUUUAGCUACCCCUUCCUCAAAGACGUCUAGUCAACAGGCAGCCACUGAUAAGGAGUUGCCUACCGCGCCCCUUACGACCCCUGGAAGGAAGUACGAUCGCCAUGUGGAUUUCACACCUGAGACGAAGCGAGCCGCCAUGGCCCAGGAGUCACCCUCACCCGUCAAAUCUAGUCUGCCGCGAUCAAAGACCCUUACUAAGCUUCCCGCCCCCAACUUUGGCAAGUCCACCAACAGCAAGGGCUCUGCGGCUGGAGUCCAAUAUCCCGACCUCUCGGCUUACAACGAGGACACGAAUGAGGACACGAAUGAGGACAAGCCUGAUGAUAUGAAGGAGGGUUUGAACGAGGCUGCCAAUGGAAACAAGGCCAAGCCCUUGCCUCCGUCAGUGCCGGGCACGUUCACGUUCCGAAGUGAUCAUACGAUACGCUUUGAUAGCACUUCCCCGUCCGGAUUUGGUGGAUCUUCCGGCCAAGCUAGUCUUCGACACGUUCGCGAGCACGCGAUUCCUAAAUUCCGCAUGCCGGGCAGCUUUCCGUCUGCGGGGGAGCGAUCGCCGAACAAGGAGAACAUGGCCCCAGGCGUAGGAUCAGGAUUCCCCCACGGAAUGACCAACAAGAAGCGCCACAGAGUCAGCUGGGAAGACGAAGAUGACGAGGAAGACGAGGGGUCCAAGCGUGGUGCGAAGAAACUACGAAAGGACCCGCCCGUAGCUGAGGGAUAUGCCUUGGUCGCACCUCGACUCAUGGGCAUGGAGUCCCCCGCUAAGAAGGCCAAUCGCUCAUCCCACACGCCUAGCCCACAGAAGAAGUCCGGCGGCAUAAGCCUCAGCAGACUCAACAUGCUCGCUCGGCCUAAGGUGUGCGGCGAGGUCGUCUGCCGCGGCGACGAGACCGUCAGCCUAGGGUGGUGCUUCUGGCACCGCGCCUGCUACGGCUGCCUGCUGUGCGGGAGCCGGCUCGUGGUAACGGCGCCGACGGUGGCGCAGCUGUUCCUGCGGGAUGGCGUUGGCGAGGAGCUGGAGGGGGGUGGUGCGGAUGCUGGGGAAGGGGAAAGAGAGGGAGACGAGGCCGGUCUGGGCCUGGGGCGCGGUUGUUGCGAGAUUACGGAUAUUCCCAUGUGCGCCAACUGCGUCGUCGGCUGCGAGACAGACGACCGGCACACGGUGACGCAGAAGGCGCUGCGGAGGGUCGACAGGGUGGACGGCGGGUUGAGCCGCAAGAGGUGGGAGAGGCGGGAGUCCAUUAUCAAUGCCAAGGGAGCGAUCAGGAGGGGGUAUUCAGAGCAUCGACCGCAACUGCAACCCUCGCCCCUCGACCCUCAACAACGCUCCCGUUGGACAGGAGACGGAGCCAACAGCGGCUCAGGCCAGUCGCCGGCGAACAAUGGGCUCUGCACCGUCCCCCUGGACUCGGCCAUCUACAUCUCGAUCCUCGUCCCCAUGGGCGAGCCCGCCUUCAAGCCCAACCCCACGAAACCGAUACCGCGCUGGAUGCAGCUGCUCCCGGGCCAUGGAAGACGGCACAGACGCCACGAACCCCGACCGCACUCGGUCCUCGACGAGCACUUCGCUUCCCCAUCCACCUUUACGGUAGACGACCCGGCCUCGGCGCCGUACACGGUCUGCCCCACGAGCCGUACACAGACACCACACACGGGCCGCCCGACGAGCCGCACAGAGACGCCGCAAACGGUGUUCCCAAGGAGCCGCUCGCAGACGCCAAAGCUGCGACGCCGCAAGUCCCACGAUUCGAUCGGCUCACACUACUCCGAGCGCGAGAGCGCCGUCGACCCACUGUUCAAGGACAUGCCGCCGUUCAGAGACACGCCAUUCAGGGACAGCCCGUUCAGUGACAAGCCGUUCAGGAACAGCCCCUUCAAGCCGUCCAGGGGCCUCUCCUUCGUAACCGACGAGCCCCUAAAGCGGCCGUCCUCGCGCCUCGCGCAUACUCUGAGCAGCAACAGCGAGGACAGCCGACCAAGCUACCGCCGUGCAGAGUCCUCUUCCUCGACUAUUCGAUACCUCCAGACACACCUCGAGACGCCUCCCACCACCACCAACCAACCCCAGCUGGGUCUCUACCAACCCCGCCAGUUCUCGCCCGGGCAGUUCUCACCCCUCGGAUCCGGGCACGAUGUACCACCGUCUGUGAAGACGAUCGCGGCAGAACCACCCCAGCCGUCUCCGCAGGAGCACCCGAAGCGUGCCGCCUCCCCGCUCACGGAGCACAUCACAGCGCAGCUGCAGCGCCACGCGCAACGGACGCCGCCCGCGCAGUCGCGCGAGUUCCUCAAUCUGUACCGGCCGAGCGGCGGGUCGACGCGGAUGACAAACACCACCACCACCACCACCAAAUCGACCGCUGUCGCGGGACGCAGCAGCGCGAGGCUGAUGGGCGAUGGAGGACGGCCGUACCGGGAGUUGAAUGUGCGCUCGUCGAUUGUGAGUCUGAAACCGAGUCUGGACCACGACGUCGUGGGCACGGCGGAGACGCCGCGCCCAGUGGCGCGCAAGAGGUCGAGUUUGCAGGCGGAGCUGCGGAAGAUCUUUUGGGGGAGGGGUGGUGGUGGUAGUGGUGCUGUUACCGGUGCUUGA
Molecule: messenger RNA, 3894 nt
Organism: Anthostomella pinea
Lineage: Eukaryota; Fungi; Ascomycota; Sordariomycetes; Xylariales; Xylariaceae
Source: the annotation of a GenBank genome assembly